Messenger RNA from Naumovozyma castellii, 1545 nucleotides. It is a transcript of the gene UTR1, whose product is annotated as NADH/NAD(+) kinase. Lineage: Eukaryota; Fungi; Ascomycota; Saccharomycetes; Saccharomycetales; Saccharomycetaceae. Bases 1 to 1545 code for a protein of 514 amino acids. The record is from RefSeq and is a predicted model, not a curated record. The transcript has a single exon.
AUGACAAGAACCAACUCCAUAACUCUACCACAUUCCCUUCAAAUUGAAUACAUUCUCACCCACUCGUUAGAUCCACUAACAAUGACAGAUACAAUAGAUUCAACCCGAAACUCAAAAGAUAAUAAUUCAAUGAAAGUAUUGAAAACUCCGAAUCCAUUAGAUCAACAAUGUACCAAGGCAAACAUAGAGAUAGACCAAACAAGAAACAAACUGAAACAAUUCUCCAAUAACAAUAAUGAAGACCCACAAUCCACGGCAAACUCAUACAUCCCCUCCGCCUGUUCAUCCACAUCAAAGAAAUCAAUGAUCCCAUCAUCGCCCCUCAAACCAAAGGGUUCAAACUCUCAUUUCCAAUUCGCUACCACUGCAUACGGUGUCAGAUUGUUGAAUAAAGAUAUCUCCAACACAAAGAUAGACCUGGAAGUGGAGAAUCUAAUGAUAGUCACCAAAUUGAAUGACGUGUCCCUAUAUUUUCUAACAAGGGAAGUUGUAGAAUGGAUCCUGGUCAAUUAUCCAUCAAUAACGGUCUACGUCGAUAAGAAAUUGAAAGAUGAUGAGAAAUUUGCUGCCACAGAAAUAUAUAAGGAUAGUAAGUGUAGAGCUGCAAGGAUUAAAUAUUGGGACCCGGAAUUCGUGGAUGACCAUGAUGUGUUUUUCGAUUUGGUAGUCACUUUGGGUGGGGAUGGGACCGUGUUGUUUGUUUCAUCCAUCUUUAAGAGACAUGUGCCACCUAUUAUGUCGUUUUCAUUGGGAUCUUUGGGGUUCUUGACCAAUUUCAAAUUUGAACAGUUUAAAUAUGAUAUGAGGAAUAUAUUGAGUAGGAAGAUUAAGACAAAUUUGAGAAUGAGAUUGGAAUGUAACCUUUAUAGGAGACAUGAACCACAAUAUGAUCCAGAAAAGGGGAAGAAAGUUUGCAUCAUGGAAUUGGUAUCUACUCAUCAUGUACUCAAUGAAGUCACCAUUGAUAGAGGUCCUUGUCCCUUUAUAUCAAUGUUGGAAUUGUUUAGUGAUGAUAGUUUAAUGACGGUCGCCCAAGCUGAUGGAUUAAUUGUAGCAACACCUACGGGAUCCACGGCGUAUUCAUUAAGUGCAGGUGGACCUCUUAUAUAUCCAACAGUCAAUGCCAUCGAAGUGACCCCAAUUUGUCCACAUACACUAAGUUUUAGACCAAUUAUAUUACCAGAGAGUAUGACUUUGAAAGUAAAAGUAUCAUUGAAAUCAAGAGGGACUGCCUGGGCUUCAUUUGAUGGGAAGGAUAGAGUGGAAUUGCAAAAGGGGGAUUUCAUUAAGAUUUCAGCAAGUCCUUAUUCUUUCCCCACGGUCGAAUGUUCGAGUACGGAAUUUAUUGAUAGUAUUAGUAGACAAUUGAAUUGGAAUCAAAGGGAACAACAAAAAUCUUUCACUCAUAUGUUAUCACAAAAGAAUCAAGAAAAAUAUGCCACUGAAUCGAAAGAAAAUGAAAAGAGGAAAGAAGAGGCAAAUCAAGAUGAGCAAGUUGAAGAAGUUGAAGAAAAUAAGAAAUCUGACGUAAAAUUCGUCCUUUGA